Molecule: messenger RNA, 1150 nt
Organism: Orbicella faveolata
Lineage: Eukaryota; Metazoa; Cnidaria; Anthozoa; Scleractinia; Merulinidae
Product: DNA repair-scaffolding protein-like
Biological process (GO): double-strand break repair via homologous recombination; regulation of establishment of protein localization to chromosome
Cellular component (GO): nucleoplasm; nuclear chromosome
Source: RefSeq, a predicted model, not a curated record
GGUAGGAAUUUUCUUUACUUUUAAACAAAGCUUAUUGAGUACAGUGCACCACAGAAGGGAAGACUGCUUUUGCACUGAAUCGUGGUGCUUUUAUAGCUAGACAUGUCUAUGGGUGUAACCAAUAGAAAGGCAACACAGUGCAGAUCAUGCUUUGAUAAGACUGGACAAUCUUUUGCAACACUUGACAACAUAAAGCAUUAAAGAAUCUCCCCCAAUCUAUACUCUUUUUCAUAAAAAUACAAGAACUGUUUACAAGAUUUGUAUGCCACAUUCCAUUAAAAUUUUGAUUGUUUUACUGUUUACACCGUAAAACAAUUUCUUAAAUAAUAGAUUGUAAAUGCAUGUAGACUGUAUGCAACUGAUCAGUUUUUUUUUUUUUUUCAGGGAUCUGAGUAAGCCUUGUGUUAAAAGGAAGUACUCUAGUAAAUGGAGGAUUUGUUCUGACAAAAGAAGUUCUUCAUCAGAAGAUUCAGGCUGUUGCAACACUUCUGCCACCCAAACAGGCAGGAAGCUACAGGAUGACAAAAGCUGCGAUCUAAUGCCCGAUGGAGCUUAUGAGCUGAUGCAAUGUUCUGAAGCACCCAAAGAAGAUGAAAUAGUUUGGUGUGCAAGUGAUGAUGAAGAGUUGCCUGGCAUUGUUUUCUAUGAGAGAGCAGAGAGUGAAGAUACUGAUUCUGUAGCAAAGGUUCUGACAAAGCAUCCAAUGACAAAAGCUUGUCAAGGAGAAGCAUUAACAAACGAGACAUUAAACAGCAUCAAGCCCUCUGGAGAGCUGAUAAGUGAUUUUCAGUCAGAUCAUGAGAGUUCACAGGAGUCCCUCUCAGCAGAUAUAUCAACGCCCACACCCACACCAGUCAGUCCUGUGGUUGUCAGGACUCCCAAGACUGCGAGCGAAUGGCUAAAACAAGUUCAACAGAAAUCACCUCAGAAGAGUGAGCAAGAGCUAUCUCCUGAAGGAAAGGGUGUCAGCAUGAACUGUGAUUCUGCCAAAAAGAAAAGAAAGUUCCUCAGGUCUGGCCUAGCAGAACAACUGCAGCAUGUCAUUUCAAGAGAUAAGUCAGAAAAGGCAUUUUGGAAUCACAGAUUAACAGACACAGAAACGAAGCAGGCAGGUAAGUACACUGAUCAGUCUAUGUUACUCUGUACUUAA